Molecule: messenger RNA, 2099 nt
Organism: Fragaria vesca subsp. vesca
Lineage: Eukaryota; Viridiplantae; Streptophyta; Magnoliopsida; Rosales; Rosaceae
Product: peptidyl-prolyl cis-trans isomerase FKBP43-like
Exons: 12
Coding region: 72-1808 (578 amino acids)
Molecular function (GO): peptidyl-prolyl cis-trans isomerase activity
Source: RefSeq, a predicted model, not a curated record
UCUCUCUCUCUCUCUUUGUUUUCACAACCCACUUCUGAUCGAGCUCAAACCCUUUUCUUUACCGAACAAAAAUGGCUUUCUGGGGGAUUGAAGUCAAACCCGGAAAGCCUUUCACUCAUAAACCUGGUGACUCCAAUGGACGGCUUCACAUUUCGAUGGCAACAUUGGGGUUGGGGGCCGCAACCAAAAGAAGCAUACUCCAGUGUAAUGUUGGAAACAAGAGUCCGGUUUAUCUAUGCUGUUUAAAUCCUGAGAAGAAUGAGUGUUUGCAACUACAUUUGGAAUUUGAUGAGGCUGAUGAAGUCAUGUUCUCAGUUCUUGGUCCUCGGAGUGUUCACCUGGCUGGUUACUAUCUAGGUGGUCAUCGACCUUACAAUCCAGAUGAGUCAGAAUCCUUUGGAGAAGAUAUUGCUGACUCAGAAACACAGAGAUCUGUUAACAGUGAAGACGAAGAGUAUGAUGACAGUUUCAUUGAUGAUGGUGAUCCUGAAGUCUUCCCCUCUACUCCUUUAUCUGAUGCUACAGAUUCUGAUUCUGGAUCUGAAGAGGAGUUUUUGGCUAAGAAGAAACCUCAGAAGGGAAAGGCGCGUCACAGACGACUUAGAAAGACUUACCUAAUAAGUGAUUCAGACAGGGAAUGUGAAAACGAGAAUGAUGACAAUCGCCCAAGUUCCUCUUUGUUCAAGACAAAAUUAUCCACCAAUGAGAAUGCAACACAGGAAAGGGAAGAAAAAAUUGACAAAGGAACUGUUGAUACCAGCAACGAGAAGGCAGUGGAUGAUUUUGCUACUGAAUCAAUUAGACAUGCUGAUGAUGUACUUGUAGAUGGUCAGAUGAAAAGGCAAUUGGACGUGCCAGUUGAUCCGUCUUCCAAAGUAGACCUUGAAAAUGGGGGAAAGCCAAAAAGGAAAAGAAAAGAACCGUUGCAGGAGGAGAAAAAACUUGAAGCUGAUGUCCUUAAAAAAGAGGAUGGACCCCAGAAAAUUGAGGAAAAAGCUGAAAAUAGGAGUCACAAUGGACAACUGACUGCGGUAAACCAUAGCAGAGCUGAAAUGCCAGAUAACUUAUCAUUGCCUUCCACGGAGGUUGGCCCUGGAAACAGUGAUAAACCGAAGAAGAAAAGGAAGAAGCGGGUGGAGGAGAAAACAGCUGAGGUUAUCUGUACUAACCCUGGUAAUGAUGUACAAGAGAAUGAGGCAAAGGGAAACCUCUGCUUGGAUCCACCAGUCAAAAGUGAACAAAAUCAGAAGUCAGCCAAGGAUGAGAUUUUUGGCCAUGACUCCCAUAAAUUUGUUGAUGAACCUGAUGAAAACAUAGUCAAAAAGAAGAAGAAGAAGAAGAAAAGCAAGACCCAUUCACAUGGAGAAACUGUGAACACAGAUAUAGCUCUCUUGUCAGUAGAAGAGAAAAUCACAUCUUCCGUGAAGAAUGAGGCCAAUAAUGUCAAUGCUAAAUCAUCUGAAGUUAGAACCUUCCCCAGUGGAUUACACAUCGAGGAGUUAGAAGCAGGAGAACCGGAUGGCAAAGUUGCGACCUCUGGGAAAAAGAUCACUGUUCAUUAUGUUGGCAAGUUGAAAGAGAAUGGAGGAGUAGUUGAGUUGCGGGAUGGCAGUGCUCCUUCAAAGUUCCGCUUAGGUCGGGGAAGAGUUAUAGAGGGUUUGGAUGCUGGUAUCGAUGGCAUGCGAGUCGGUGGCAAACGAAGACUUGUUAUCCCACCUUCAAUGACUUAUGGGAGUAAAGGAGAUGGUAAAAAUAUACCACCAAACUCAUGGUUGGUAUAUGAUGUCGAGUUGUUGAAAGUUCACUGAUUGAUUAAUCCCACCGUUGUUGGCUACUCUAGAGAAAAUGACAGCAAAGUCGGGAGUUUUGAAAUGUGAGUUUGUAGCCACAGCCUCAACACUAUGUAAUAGAUAUGGGAUCCUACAGAGCAGAGCUUUUUGGCCUUCUGUUUAUUCAUUGAACCGCAUAACAUAUUGGUGUUUGGAUGCUAGUCUGCUCAACUUGUUUAGAGGCAACAAAGUUAGGAUAGCGUCUAGUACAUCCGCAAGACCGCACGAAGACUGCUAAUAGCUCCUAUCUCUUUCCUUGAUCAAAUCUUA